AUGAUCCAAGAUAUGCAUCAAUCGAUUGAAAUAAUAUAUUUGAUUUUAUCGCCGUUUUUCAAAUUAUUUAGACACAAGAAAAAAAAAACUUGCGCGUUCCACCCUCAUCGCCGCUACAACCUUUCAUCGGCGUUCAGCCUCCCGUCGCCGCCUCUCCCUCGCUGGUGCUCCGUCCCCCCGUCACACACCACAGGAAACAGUAAAAAAUGGAGAAAUUUCUGCGCUUUUCUUCCGGCAACAAUGGCGACUGAUUUCUGGACAUCCACACACUACAAACAGUUACUGGACCAAGAAGAUGUCGAUGUGGUGCACAGCCUUGACAAGGAGAGGGGAAUCACGCUUGAGGAUUUCAAACUCAUCAAGUUGCAUAUGACCAAUUAUAUUGUGCGAUUGGCUCAAAAUGUGAAAGUGAGGCAAAGGGUUGUAGCAACUGCUGUAACGUACAUGAGACGUGCUUAUACGAGGAGAAGUAUGGUGGAAUAUGAUCCACGUUUAGUGGCACCAACGUGUCUAUACUUGGCAUCAAAAGCAGAAGAAAGCACAGUGCAAGCAAGGCUUCUUGUAUUUUAUAUAAAAAAACUAUAUGCUGAUGAAAAGUAUCGAUAUGAGAUCAAAGAAAUCCUUGAAAUGGAAAUGAAAAUUUUAGAGGCACUAAAUUACUAUCUAGUUGUCUUCCAUCCUUAUCGUGCAUUGUCUCAGCUGCUUCAAGAUGCUGGGAUGAGUGAUGCAACUCAAAUGAUAUGGGGGCUAAUCAAUGACACAUAUAAAAUGGACCUAAUUCUGAUAUACCCACCACAUUUAAUUGCAUUAGCUUGCAUAUAUGUUGCAAGUAUGUUCAAAGAUAAAGACAACACAUCUUGGUUUGAACAGCUACGAGUUGACAUGAAUAUGGUGGAGAAAAUUGCAACGGAAAUACUAGAUUUUUAUGACUACCAUAAAACGAUAUCUGAGGAGAAAGUAAAUGCUGCCAUGCUAAAAUUAACGAUGCGGAUGUAGACUUAAUUAAUUAAUUAACUACUUAUUUAUCUGUAACAAAAUUAGGAUAGGGUUUUUAAGGGAUUGUAGAUUUGAAUGUAAUAUCAUGUGUUUAUAUGUUGCUUGAAGUUUAGUGAACAAUGUGACAAUAUUAGUGAUAAAAUUUAGUGUACCAUGUAUUGUAACAAUGUAUAAA
Messenger RNA from Lactuca virosa, 1171 nucleotides. NCBI's taxonomy places the organism in Eukaryota, Viridiplantae, Streptophyta, Magnoliopsida, Asterales, Asteraceae. The record is from the annotation of a GenBank genome assembly.